CUGUGUGUCCGCACGGGCGUGCUUGGACGUGCCAGCAUGUUUUUGUGCCUGUCCUUAUGUGUCUGGGUGUGCAAAGGGAUGAGUGUGCACCUCUGGACACAUGUGUCUCUGUGUGUGUGGACAGCUCCGUUCCUCCGUGGGGGUGAGCAUUUAAGGUGUGUAGCUCUUUCUAUGAGUUCGUGAGUGAUGCAUGUGUACCUGGAUGUGUGCAUGAGGGGGAUGCAUCUGUCUGCGUGUGAGUAUUCGGGAAGGUGCGAAUCCUAGAUGUGCAUAGACGUGUGAGGGUGUGUUUAAAUCUUCCUCUGUACGUGCGUGUGUGAAGGGGCUCCGCUGGCUGCGUGUGUCUGUCCGUGCGCUGGGGAGCGCACCGAGCUGCGUGCCGCUGUAAUUGGCGCGGGACGUCCCGGCGGCGAUGAGGCUCCCGCUGGCUUUCGCCGUGCUCCUCCUGGCCUCGUCACAGGCGCUGGGCGAGGAGAUGGGAGCCACCGACGACCUCAGCUACUGGUCCGACUGGUCCGACAGCGACCAGGGGAAGGAGGAGCUGCCGCUGCCCCUGGAGCACUUCCUGCAGAGGAUGGCCCGCAGACCCCGGCCCCAGCAGUUCUUCGGCCUCAUGGGCAAGCGGGAUGCCGGAUAUGGCCAGAUCUCUCACAAAAGGCAUAAAACAGACUCCUUUGUUGGACUUAUGGGCAAAAGAUCUUUAAAUUCUGGGUCCUCUGAAGGGAGCAUAGCACAGAGCUACGAACGGAGGCGUAAAUGAGACGUUCCCGUGCAUUAUUUAUUGAACUUCAUUUGUUCUAAUGGCCAAUGCAGUGUAAUAUAAACUAACCACUGUAUGAAAUAAUUAUUUAUUUAAUAACUGAAGGGGUUUGUUUUUUUUCGAGUUGUACAUUCAAUAAAAGUAUUAUUUUUCAUAUUGUGGCAGUGACACAUGUUGUGUAGGUGUGCUGUGGUUCUGAAAGGAGCAGCAACCCUGGUGAUGUCUCACAACAAAGCACAUGUUUGAUAUGACCUGUAGAGUUAUGUUUACUAAACAAGCAAGUAUUCUUUUGUUCAUUGAGAGCGAGUCUAUCAGCUUCACUGCUAGUGCAGAACAGAACUGAUGUUCAGUCUAGUGCCUCAAUUUGUUUCCAUGGUUUAUUAUGUACUGUAAUUUCUGUAUCAAAAAAUAUAUUUGUAUCAUUGCAGCAUGUUUUAUGUUCUGUGAUUAUGCAUCAAUAUAUUUUAAAAGGGGGGAUGGGUAAUGUUUGAAUGGGAAUCCAAAGUCUUCAUUUCAUAGUCUGGAAUUUUAUGAUAGUAACAUUUUAAAUAAAAACUACUCUGGGGCUUUUGCAACAUA
Molecule: messenger RNA, 1339 nt
Organism: Melospiza georgiana
Lineage: Eukaryota; Metazoa; Chordata; Aves; Passeriformes; Passerellidae
Gene: TAC1
Product: tachykinin precursor 1
Exons: 6
Coding region: 413-760 (115 amino acids)
Biological process (GO): tachykinin receptor signaling pathway
Source: RefSeq, a predicted model, not a curated record